Molecule: messenger RNA, 1761 nt
Organism: Eubalaena glacialis (North Atlantic right whale)
Lineage: Eukaryota; Metazoa; Chordata; Mammalia; Artiodactyla; Balaenidae
Gene: SLC1A2
Product: solute carrier family 1 member 2
Exons: 11
Coding region: 64-1761 (565 amino acids)
Biological process (GO): L-glutamate transmembrane transport
Cellular component (GO): plasma membrane
Molecular function (GO): L-glutamate transmembrane transporter activity; glutamate:sodium symporter activity; neutral L-amino acid transmembrane transporter activity
Source: RefSeq, a predicted model, not a curated record
UUUUCCCAUAUAGGUCAUUACAGACUAUUGAGAAGAGUUCCCUGUGCUAUACAUGCCAACAACAUGCCCAAGCAGGUGGAAGUACGGAUGCACGACAGCCACCUCAGCUCGGAGGAGCCGAAGCCCCGGCAUCUGGGGCUGCGCCUGUGUGACAAGCUGGGGAAGAAUCUCCUGCUCACACUGACCGUGUUUGGUGUCGUCCUGGGGGCAGUAUGUGGAGGGCUUCUUCGCUUGGCAUCUCCUAUCCACCCUGAUGUGGUUAUGUUAAUAGCCUUCCCAGGGGAUAUACUCAUGAGGAUGCUAAAGAUGCUCAUUCUGCCUCUAAUCAUCUCCAGUUUAAUCACAGGGUUGUCAGGCCUGGAUGCUAAAGCCAGUGGCCGCUUAGGCACGAGAGCUAUGGUAUAUUACAUGUCCACGACCAUCAUCGCUGCGGUGCUGGGGGUCAUCCUGGUAUUGGCUAUCCACCCGGGGAACCCCAAACUCAAGAAGCAGCUGGGGCCUGGGCAGAAGAACGAUGAAGUGUCCAGCCUGGAUGCCUUUCUGGACCUUAUUCGAAAUCUCUUCCCUGAAAACCUUGUCCAAGCCUGUUUUCAGCAGAUUCAAACAGUGACAAAGAAAGUCCUGGUGGCCCCUCCAUCAGACGAGGACAGCAAUGCCACCAAUGCUGUCCUCUCGCUGUUGAAUGAGACUGUGACUGAGCCACCUGAGGAGACGCAGGUGGUUAUCAAGAAGGGCCUGGAGUUCAAGGACGGCAUGAAUGUCUUAGGUCUGAUAGGGUUUUUCAUUGCUUUCGGCAUUGCCAUGGGGAAGAUGGGCGAGCAGGCCAAGCUGAUGGUGGAAUUCUUCAACAUUUUGAAUGAGAUUGUAAUGAAGCUAGUGAUCAUGAUCAUGUGGUACUCUCCCCUAGGUAUCGCCUGCCUAAUUUGUGGGAAGAUCAUUGCAAUCAAGGACUUAGAAGUGGUUGCUAGACAACUGGGGAUGUACAUGAUCACGGUGAUUGUCGGCCUCAUCAUCCAUGGGGGCAUCUUUCUCCCCUUGAUUUACUUUCUAGUGACCAGGAAAAACCCUUUCUCCUUUUUUGCUGGAAUUUUCCAAGCUUGGAUCACUGCCCUGGGUACCGCUUCCAGUGCCGGAACUUUGCCCGUCACCUUCCGUUGCCUGGAAGAAAAUCUGGGGAUUGAUAAGCGUGUAACCAGAUUUGUCCUACCAGUUGGAGCAACCAUUAACAUGGACGGUACAGCCCUUUAUGAAGCCGUGGCCGCCAUCUUUAUAGCCCAGAUGAAUGGCGUCAUCCUAGACGGAGGCCAGAUUGUGACCGUAAGCCUCACGGCCACGCUGGCCAGCGUUGGUGCAGCCAGUAUCCCCAGUGCUGGGCUCGUCACCAUGCUCCUUAUUCUGACGGCUGUGGGCUUGCCGACCGAGGACAUCAGCCUGCUGGUGGCUGUGGAUUGGCUGCUGGACAGGAUGAGAACAUCCGUCAAUGUUGUGGGAGACUCUUUUGGGGCUGGGAUUGUCUAUCACCUCUCCAAGUCUGAGCUGGACACCAUUGACUCCCAGCACCGAGUGCAUGAAGAUAUUGAAAUGACCAAGACUCAGUCCAUUUAUGAUGACAUGAAGAACCACAGGGAAAACAACUCCAACCAAUGUGUCUAUGCUGCACACAACUCUGUCAUAGUAGAUGAGUGCAAGGUAACUCUGGCAGCCAAUGGAAAAUCAGCCGACUGCAGUGUUGACGAAGAACCUUGGAAACGUGAAAAAUAA